Cladophialophora immunda is the source of this 1188-nucleotide messenger RNA. RefSeq lists its product as uncharacterized. Gene Ontology annotation, biological process: signal transduction; protein phosphorylation. Gene Ontology annotation, cellular component: cytoplasm. Gene Ontology annotation, molecular function: protein serine/threonine/tyrosine kinase activity; protein serine/threonine kinase activity; ATP binding. The transcript has 6 exons. Lineage: Eukaryota; Fungi; Ascomycota; Eurotiomycetes; Chaetothyriales; Herpotrichiellaceae. The coding region runs from base 1 to 1188 and encodes 395 amino acids. The record is from RefSeq and is a predicted model, not a curated record.
AUGUCACAAGCAAGGCCUGGUGGAGUGUUCUCUGGCUUGCGCAUGGGUGAAGUGGUGCGUGAAAAGGUGCAGGAUGGCCUCACCGGUGAAACAAGAGAGAUGCAGUAUACUCAGUGCAAGAUUGUCGGCAAUGGUUCGUUUGGUGUAGUCUUCCAGACGAAGUUGUCGCCUAGCGGAGAAGAUGCUGCGAUCAAGCGGGUACUUCAAGACAAGCGAUUCAAGAAUCGAGAGCUGCAGAUAAUGCGGAUCGUACGACAUCCCAACAUUGUCGAGUUGAAGGCAUUCUACUAUUCGAACGGUGAACGGAAGGAUGAAGUCUACCUCAACUUGGUCCUCGAGUACGUCCCCGAGACCGUGUACAGAGCCUCUCGAUACUUCAACAAGAUGAAGACCACCAUGCCCAUCUUGGAAGUCAAACUCUACAUCUACCAGCUGUUCCGCUCGCUGGCCUACAUCCAUUCUCAAGGGAUCUGCCACCGGGACAUCAAGCCCCAGAACCUAUUGCUCGAUCCGGCAACCGGGGUGCUCAAGCUGUGCGAUUUUGGGAGUGCAAAGAUCUUGGUGGAAAAUGAGCCAAACGUCUCAUACAUUUGCUCUCGAUAUUACCGCGCCCCUGAGUUGAUUUUCGGCGCAACGAACUAUACCACCAAGAUCGAUGUUUGGUCCACUGGUUGCGUUAUGGCAGAGUUGAUGUUGGGUCAACCCCUUUUCCCCGGCGAGUCAGGCAUCGACCAACUUGUUGAGAUAAUCAAAGUUCUCGGCACGCCCACCAGAGAUCAGAUUCGCACCAUGAAUCCAAACUACAUGGAGCACAAGUUCCCUCAGAUCAAGCCUCAUCCUUUCAACAAAGUCUUCCGGAAAGCAUCCGCUGACGCGAUCGAUUUGAUUUCGGCACUCUUGGAGUACACGCCAACUCAGCGACUGUCCGCCAUUGAUGCGAUGUGUCAGCCAUUCUUUGACGAGUUGCGAGAUCCAAACACUCGUCUUCCGGAUUCGCGCCAUGCUGGUGGUGCUUCGCGCGAGCUUCCACCUCUCUUUGAUUUCUCUCGACACGAGCUUUCGAUUGCACCCCACCUCAACAGCAAGCUUGUCCCAUCGCAUGCGCGAUCCCUUCUAGCAUCUCGAGGGCUAGACUUGGACAACUUCACUCCAAUGACAAAGGACGAGAUGAUGGCACGACUUGAUUGA